AUGCAGCCUCUGGAUCCUCAGGCCCAGGCCCAGGGGCUCGUUGACGACGACCGAGUUGCCGAGGAGGAGCAUGGACAGUUCCCCAUUGAAUAUCAUUCGCGUUUAACAGGACCGAGCUCCCCUGGGUCGUAUGGCUCCAGUAUUCGCGCUUCGACCGCCUGGAGACGAGCUGCCAUGUCAAACAAACCCAUAAACAACCAUUUAUCAGAAACAUCACCUCUCCGUCUUUCCUCAGCGGCUCUUAGCACUCCCACCGUUCCGCAGUUGAUACCUCGCUCAAAUCCUCCUGUCUCUCCUCUUACUUUUGCCUCCCCUUCGGCAGCCCAUUACCUUCCCAGCUCUUCUGUACGAAAUCGCGAUUCCGGAUCCCAUGUAGAACUUACUUCUCCUAAGCUCCAGUCACCUCUGCGCCAUUCCAUCAACUUGAACAACAGCAGCCUCGACGCUGAAUCACAACACUACCGCAUCUCCAGUGAUAAACCUAGGGCUCAGUCAGUCGAUAUGUCAUUCACGGGCGAUAAGAGACCUAGUGCGAGCAGAACUCGAUCAAGUCUGCCUGCUGUUGUAGAGGAGCCUUCUCGAAAUCGAUUCCCGACUUGGUUCUCUCGUCCAAACGCACCAACACCCUUAUCAACAACUGUUCCGGAACGCCGGCGUAGCACAUCAUCUGCGUCUAAGGCAUCAACGCCAACUUCAGCGCGCUUCAAUUUCUUUGGUUCUUUAACCGCUUCUUCAACUGCCUCUCCCUUAGAGGAGCAAAACGACGCCCUUAUGAAUUUGGACAUCGAAAAGGGUCUUUUCCCAAACGGUGUUCCUGUCGAAGGAACGGCAUUCUCACCGUCCGCCUUUAAGAAUCUUCAGAUGAACGCCACUGGUUUACUCAGCAAGUUCCAAGCUGCCUAUGAGCAACGUACGGCAGAGUUUCGGGAGCUCCAAGCUGAGCGUGAUAUUCAUGAAUUCAACAAGAGCGAGGCUGAAUCCAAGGUCGAGCAGCUCGAGAAGCAGCUCGAGGAACAAACUACCAUCAUGGCAGAGCGUGAUGCCAUGAUUGAAUAUCUGCUUAACCAGCUAGCCCACGAGAAGGAACGAACGGAUGCCACUUCAAACGGCGAAAAAGAGAAUAUCAACUCAGCAGCUUCGAUCGUUUCAGAGGACCUGGGUAUUGACGAGGAUCGACUGAGACGCUGGCGAAAGAGCACAUCAACAUCAUCUGACGACGAAAGUGUGGACGAAGUCAGCGUCUUUUCUCGAUCACGGAGCCCAACCUUCUCCACCACUAUAUCGGAGAUUAGUCCUGUCACAGCUUCCGCAUCUCAGGCCAAGCCAGCUACUCUCGAACCCCCUCGCGCGGCACGGAACAGUGUUCCUCAGAUGAGCCCAUUCCAAAAACUCAUCCGAGGUAUUUCCACUGAAAAGCCUAAACCUACCACCACCACGUCCUGUCUCAACUGCCAGGGACAAAACGCCAGCAUGGCUUGGAACACUGUAAAUCUUCUCAAGGAUGAAAACAAGGGACUCAAAGAUAGAGUGGAAGAGUUGGAAACCGCAGUUGAGGGUGCUCUUGAUGCUGUCAAUGGCAUUGGCUUAUGA
This is a messenger RNA of Fusarium coffeatum, 1590 nucleotides long. RefSeq lists its product as uncharacterized. Lineage: Eukaryota; Fungi; Ascomycota; Sordariomycetes; Hypocreales; Nectriaceae. The record is from RefSeq and is a predicted model, not a curated record. The transcript has a single exon. Bases 1 to 1590 code for a protein of 529 amino acids.